CAAAUGUGAAUGUGAUCGAAUAAAGCAUGUGCUUUGUGAUUUGUUUUAGCGACAGAAACGAGGCACGAAUUUCACAACUGAGACGCAUUUAACAUUUAUUGCGGUCGGUUUUCAAGUCUUUUACUGAAAUUUUUCCCAAAUAAAAUUUGCUUUGUUGAUCAAAAGUUUGACGGCUCGUUGUGUAUUUUGAGUGAAAUCCAACAUGUUUCUCAGUAAAUUACGACUGUUGAGCGCAGUCUACCACAGAAGCAAUGUGGUGCAAGAGACAAUACGCAAAAGUAAAAUCAACUUUCCGGCAAUUUCGGUAAGAACAUACGCACGUUUCAUCGAUGACGAUGAUGAUGAUAUGCCGAUACGACAAACCAGAGUUGAACGCAGAGAACCAAGAUCAUCAUCAUUUGGAGAACGAAAACCACAACGUGAGUCAUUUGCGCAACGCAAUUCAUUUGGUAACAAUUCAUUUAACAACAAUCGACCACGAUUCCAAUCGCAAAGAACGCAAUCGUUCAACGAUGGAAUUCAAAAGUUGAGACCGCUUCAUUUUGAUGCGGCUGAAUUGGGCGAGCUGAAAAAAGAUUUCUAUCAGCCAAGUGAAGCUACCAAAAAUCGAACCGACGCAGAAAUUGAGGAGUUCCGUGCGAAACAUGACAUUUUCAUUCCACGCGAUGCACCAAAACCGAUUUUCACUUUUAAUGAGCUGCAAAAUUUGCCACCAAAUGUGGCCAAGGAAAUUCAAAAACAAAACUUCGAUGAAUGUACUGCAAUUCAAGCACAGGGCAUGCCAAUCGCUUUGUCCGGAAAUAAUAUGGUUGGAAUCGCUCAAACUGGAUCUGGAAAAACACUAGCGUACACCGUGCCCGCCAUUAUUCAUAUUCUGAAUCAACCGAAAUUGCAGCCAGGAGAUGGACCAAUAGCCUUGGUGCUUGCACCAACUCGUGAAUUGGCCCAACAAAUCCAAAAGGUGGCCAAUGAAUAUGGUGAAUCAUCGAAUAUCCGGAACACAGUCUUGUAUGGUGGCACAGCCAAAGCCUUCCAACUUUCAGACAUUCGACGAGGUGUUGAGCUGGUCGUUGCCACUCCGGGCAGAUUGAUCGAUUUGCUUUGCACAACAAGUCUUAACUUGCGUCGAUGCUCUUAUCUUGUUCUUGAUGAAGCCGAUCGUAUGUUAGACAUGGGAUUUGAGCCCCAAAUGCGACAAAUCGUAUCGCAAAUCCGACCUGAUCGCCAAACGCUGAUGUGGAGCGCCACUUGGCCGCGUGAAGUACGAAAUCUUGCUCGAGAUUUCUUGGGAGACAACUAUACCCAAUUGACCGUUGGAUCAACCGAACUGUGUGCCAAUCACAAUAUCAAGCAAAUCAUCAAAGUUUGCGAAGAGAAUGAAAAAUACGACGUUUUGCUCGACAUUAUUACAGAUAUCCAAAAGCUCGGUGCGAACGAACAAAAAACCUUAAUCUUUGCACAAACCAAAAGAUUGGCCGAUGAGCUUUCAAACCAGCUGAAUCGCCGGGGAUUCAAUGCAGAACCCAUUCACGGUGGCCGAUCACAAUCGCAACGUGAGAACAUUUUGGAUGCAUACCGAAGGAACAGAAUUAAUGUGCUUGUGGCCACCGAUGUGGCCAGUCGAGGUCUUGAUGUGAGCGACAUUAAACAUGUUAUUAACUUUGACUAUCCAAACACCACAGAAGACUACGUUCAUCGUAUCGGCCGAACGGGUCGCUCCAAAUCAAAUGGCACAGCCUACACAUUGUUCACUGAAGAAAAUGCUGCUCACGCCAGCGACCUGAUAGGCGUUCUUGAAGAAGCCAAACAAGAAAUUGACCCAGCUCUUAUUCAACUGUCGAAAAUUCGAUUCGGCAAAAAACAAAAGUUCAACACUUAUCGCGACUUUUAAGAUCAAUAACAUUAGAUAAUAGACUAUCAAAAUUAAACAAUAUGAUGCUACCAUUGGAUGCCAUUGUAUUAUUCCUAUGGAUGCUAGAUACAUUUAUAAAUAUCGAAGGAAUUGAAAUGCUUCUUCAACAGUAAAA
Sitodiplosis mosellana (orange wheat blossom midge) is the source of this 2027-nucleotide messenger RNA. RefSeq lists its product as uncharacterized. Lineage: Eukaryota; Metazoa; Arthropoda; Insecta; Diptera; Cecidomyiidae. The coding region runs from base 203 to 1891 and encodes 562 amino acids. The record is from RefSeq and is a predicted model, not a curated record. The transcript has 4 exons. Gene Ontology annotation, molecular function: RNA binding; ATP binding; RNA helicase activity. Gene Ontology annotation, cellular component: cytoplasm; ribonucleoprotein complex; nucleus.